AUGGGAGCAGUUAACUAUCUGAUGGAGAUCCACAGGCGCAAGCAGUCUGACGUGAUGAGGUAUUUGCUGAGGAUAAGGGUGUGUGAGUACAGGCAGCGAGGAGAGUGUUUCCGGGUGGAUAAGCCGACUUUUCUUGACAGAGCAAGGAGUCUUGGAUACAAGGCGAAGCAGGGAUAUGUGCUGUAUAUCGCAAGAGUGAAGAAGGGGAACUUGAAGAGGACCUACCACAACGGAAACACACGAGGAAAGUGUGUGAAUGCAGGGAUUGCGCAGAUCAAGCCGUCGCAAAGGAAGCAGGUGACAGCAGAGAUGGUGGCAGGAAAGAAAUGCUCGAAUCUUAGGGUGUUGAACUCGUACUGGGUUGGGCAGGAUGCAGCGUAUAAGUACUAUGAGGUGAUAAUGGUGAACAAGGACCACAUGGCAAUAAGGAAUGAUCCGAAGAUCAAUUGGAUGUGCAGGCCAACAAUGAAGCAUAGGGAGUGCCGAGGGCUUACAUCUGCAGCGAAGAAGAGCCGAGGGCUUGGGAAGGGAGUUCGAUACAACAAGUCGAACGGAGGCUCUAUACGUGCGUGCUGGAGAAGAAAGAACACGUUGGUUCUACAGAAGUAUCGUUGA
Molecule: messenger RNA, 615 nt
Organism: Ordospora pajunii
Lineage: Eukaryota; Fungi; Microsporidia; Ordosporidae
Product: ribosomal protein L15
Exons: 1
Coding region: 1-615 (204 amino acids)
Biological process (GO): cytoplasmic translation
Cellular component (GO): cytosolic large ribosomal subunit; ribosome
Molecular function (GO): RNA binding; structural constituent of ribosome
Source: RefSeq, a predicted model, not a curated record